Messenger RNA from Lodderomyces pseudojiufengensis, 693 nucleotides. RefSeq names its product ribulose-phosphate 3-epimerase. The coding region runs from base 1 to 693 and encodes 230 amino acids. The record is from RefSeq and is a predicted model, not a curated record. Gene Ontology annotation, molecular function: metal ion binding; D-ribulose-phosphate 3-epimerase activity. NCBI's taxonomy places the organism in Eukaryota, Fungi, Ascomycota, Pichiomycetes, Serinales, Debaryomycetaceae. Gene Ontology annotation, biological process: pentose-phosphate shunt; pentose-phosphate shunt, non-oxidative branch; carbohydrate metabolic process. Gene Ontology annotation, cellular component: cytosol. The transcript has a single exon.
AUGGUUGAAUCAAUAAUAUCUCCAUCGAUUUUAGCUUCAGAUUUUGCAAAUUUAGGAUGUAGUUGUAAAAGAGUAGUUGAAACUGGAGAUGUAAAAUGGUUACAUUUAGAUGUAAUGGAUGGUCAUUUUGUUCCAAAUAUUUCAUUUGGUGCACCAAUAAUUGAAAGUUUAAGAAAAGAAUUUCCCAAAGAUGAUGAAAAACCAAUUGUAUUUGAUUGUCAUAUGAUGGUUUCAGAUCCAGAAGAAUGGAUAGAAGAUAUAGCAAAAGCUGGUGGAGAUUCUUAUACAUUUCAUUAUGAAGCAACAAAAGAUCCAAAUUCAGUUAUUGCAAAAAUUAAAAAACAUGGUUUAAAAGCAGCUAUGGGUAUAAAACCAAAAACUCCAAUUGAAGAAGUAUAUCCAUAUGCAAAAGAUUUAGAUAUGGUUUUAAUAAUGACUGUAGAACCAGGAUUUGGAGGUCAAAAAUUUAUGAAAGAUAUGAUGCCAAAAGUUGAAAAAUUAAGAGAAAAAUAUCCACAUUUAAAUAUUCAAGUAGAUGGUGGAUUAGGAAAAGAUACUGUUGAACCAGCUGCUAUAGCAGGUGCAAAUGUUAUAGUUGCAGGUACAUCUGUUUUUAAAGCAAAAGAUCCAAAAGAAGUUACAGAAUUUUUAAAAAAAACAGUUGAUGAAAGUAUAUUGGCUAGAUCUAAAUAA